Messenger RNA from Aphanomyces astaci, 744 nucleotides. RefSeq lists its product as hypothetical. The record is from RefSeq and is a predicted model, not a curated record. The transcript has a single exon. Gene Ontology annotation, biological process: glutathione metabolic process. NCBI's taxonomy places the organism in Eukaryota, Oomycota, Saprolegniomycetes, Saprolegniales, Verrucalvaceae. Bases 41 to 676 code for a protein of 211 amino acids. Gene Ontology annotation, molecular function: glutathione transferase activity.
GUUUAUAGUUAGUGUGGCAGCGCCAUCGUCAGCCCGAUAAAUGAGCAGUAGUAGUACUUACCCCACGCUAAAGUUGUCGUAUUUUGACGUCCCAGCGCGUGCCCAUGUGAUUCGGCUGGCGUUGGCCAUCGGUGGGAUUCCGUUUGAAGACCACAUCGUGUCCCGCGACGAGUGGCCAUCUGUGAAGCCUUCGUUGCCCUUCGAGCAGAUGCCCGUGUUGACUGUGAAUGGCGAAGUAUUUGCCCAGUCGCAUGCCAUCGAGCGAUACGUGGGGCGGCUGGCGGGGCUGUACCCUCUGGAGAACGCACUUGACGCUCUUAAAGUUGACGAACUCGUCGACUUCAUCGAAGACAUCAACCAAUUGUUCGUCCCGAGUCGAAACGAACAAGACCCAGCCAAGAAGAAAGCCAUGCGUGAAGCCUUGGGAACGCAUGAAGUGCCGAAACAUUUUGCGCUCUUGGAAGCCCGCCUGCGAUUGUCGUCGUCCGCUGCGGGGCCUUGGUAUUUGGACAAGUUGUCGCUCGCUGACGUGGCAGUGUAUGCCGCCGUGGUGAUGAUCAAAACAGGGUUCACCAUGCACAUCCCCACAACUCUCUGCGACGAGCAUCCACGCAUGUUGGCCAUUUACGAAGCCGUCGGCGCGCAUCCGAAUGUUGUGGCGCGCUACGGGCAUUGAUCAGUUUGCACUUUGGUGUAAUUUUUCAAAACACGGAGUAAAGUGUAACGCUGACGUUAGUAUUUGGA